AUGUGUAGAUACUAUACUUAUUAUCACCCGCUGUUCCCCAUUGCUCCAGAGCUGCCUCAUCUUUUGCAGUGCUAUCUUUCUCAGCUACCCCUUUUCUGGACAAUAAUCACCAUCGCCUCCAAGACCACAAAAGAGAAUCCGUCAAUUUACCUCGCAUUAUCCAGUGCUAUCCCAAAAUUGAUUGAAAAAAUCCUCCAUUCCAACGGAAAAGAACUUUGGAUGAUACAGGCGCUUCUGCUUCUGUGCUGCUGGCCAUUACCAUUUGGCCCAAAAUCUGCAGACCCAUCACUCUUAUACUCUGGACUGGCCACUAGUUCUGCUCUCGAAAUUGGCCUGCAUCGGUACAAAUUUCCUUCUGAUUUCACGUAUGAUGAACCAUACGACGAAGACCGGGCAUUCAUGCAGAAGAAGACGUGGCUUGCCUGUUUCAUUCUCAGUCAGCAUUUAAGCACUGAACUCGGUGUCCCAACCUGUUUUCAUAUCGAUCGGACCAUUAUAAGUGCUCUGGAAACACCGGAUAUUAGGAUUCCCUGCGUGCUAAGAGAUCAAUUACGAACCGCUUAUCUGGGCUUCCGAAUAUCGAACUCACUGGGAAAUGACAUAUUGUCUUUCUCGGGCUUGUCCAGCAACCGCAUGCAACUGAUACAUCUCUUCGAAACAGAUCUUGCCGCUGCUAGAACCGUCAACACAGGCGAUAGGGAUACCUCUGGCGAAAUUUGCUUCUUAGCGGUUAGCCUACAACUCUAUAGCUACGCCCUUGAGCAUAAUAUCGGAGAAGGGAAAGACAACACCGAUGAUAGCAGCAGAUGCGAAAUUCUUCUCCGUGGCUACCAUGCAGCAAUGGAGCUCGUGCAGAUAGCAGUGACAAAUUCGUUCGAAGCACCAUAUUGGACGCGACAGAUUUAUCAAUCGGUCAUCCACGCAAUCACUUUUCUCCUCAAGUUAUGUUCUUCUUCUGCACCUCAGUUAAGCGUCAUUGAUUCCCCAUCGACGCGAAACUUGAUCAGUCAAGGAUGGGACUUCUUACGGAGUGGCUCACUCAUGGAAAACGAUCAUCUAUUUCGCAUUAGUACUCUCGUUGCAUAUUUGAGCAAACUAGAGGAAAAGGAUCCUCAAUUACCGCGGCUCAGCGUCCAGUCCAGAAUGUCUGCCAACGUAAUGUACGAUGCUGUUUGGCGUGCUAAGCAGCGAUUUAGUCCAGAAGUGCGAAACAUGCGUCCAGCUGACUAUACGACUACAGCCGUGUUAGAAGAGCUGAGCGCCUCGUGGGCAGAGAACGUGCUGAAUGAGGAUGGACUUUUUCGUCACUGGAAUUCUGUGAUUACCAACUAUUGA
This is a messenger RNA of Talaromyces rugulosus, 1335 nucleotides long. RefSeq lists its product as uncharacterized. Gene Ontology annotation, molecular function: DNA-binding transcription factor activity, RNA polymerase II-specific; zinc ion binding; transcription cis-regulatory region binding. The coding region runs from base 1 to 1335 and encodes 444 amino acids. The transcript is spliced from 2 exons. Gene Ontology annotation, cellular component: nucleus. Gene Ontology annotation, biological process: DNA-templated transcription; regulation of DNA-templated transcription. The record is from RefSeq and is a predicted model, not a curated record. NCBI's taxonomy places the organism in Eukaryota, Fungi, Ascomycota, Eurotiomycetes, Eurotiales, Trichocomaceae.